Messenger RNA from Canariomyces notabilis, 527 nucleotides. RefSeq lists its product as uncharacterized. The record is from RefSeq and is a predicted model, not a curated record. The coding region runs from base 144 to 485 and encodes 113 amino acids. The transcript has a single exon. NCBI's taxonomy places the organism in Eukaryota, Fungi, Ascomycota, Sordariomycetes, Sordariales, Chaetomiaceae.
GCCUUCUUGAGACUCGACAGUGAUUAGCUGUGCUGAGGUUCGUGGUCGUGUGCUGACGGAGCUUUGGGAGUCCCGGUGCUGGCUGUUCCAGCCCUCUCCCCGGUCUUCUCACGCGGACCCAGUACAGGAACCGCUCCAAGCUCAUGGUUGCAGCCAUUGCAACACUUCUCUGGGAUCACCGGGCGCUUGUAUUCGAGAUCCGGGUCGUCAGGCUCUUGGAGGUAUUCCAGGAUGUAUUUCCUGAAACAGCGGGCAUUCAUAAAGCCCUUGACGACAGGGCUAAGCUUCUCACGUUGCUUAAGGUUGGAUUUGCUCCACUUGACCUUGGCGUUCAGCCCGAUAUCACUCUCGCGUAUAGCGAGACAGCACGGUGUCCUCCCUCGGAGGACGGAUGCACUUGGGACUGUGGCUACAUAGGUCGAUUAGGAGAUGUCCGUGGUCCCAGCAGAACACCGGCCCAACGCAGCCUUUGCGGCUGUUGUUGACCUGCGGAGAUUCCUCUCGCAGGUGAUCUGGGUUGAAACAGC